AUGUAUAACAUUUUAUUUGAUAGCUUCCAGACCAUGGCCAACAAUCGUCAGUCAAUUGCCCCAGCUCCAUCCCCGGAAUAUGCUGAGCUUUUAAGAAGGCUCACCGCUAUAGAGGAAAGCCUCAAGACUAUGGAUUCCAACAUUGGCAUUGUCAUCAAGGGCAACAAAGAUUCAUUGGAAAUACUUGAUAGCGUUGCCGAUGCCUCUGGAGAACUUCUUGCACUUAUUGCUCCUACUACUAUACCUGCUUCUGCUUUUGUCCCUUUCGCAGCUUCUUCCAUUGGUUCUACUCUGGAUUGGCAUACAACACCUUCUGAGGCUUUUUUUAGCAUCCCUUCUGCUGCUCCUUCUGUUGCUCCUUCUGUUGGUCCAGUGGUUCUUACUGGUGCAAACCCUGGUGAACUUAGUAAACAGGAUCGCAAUAGAGUUUUAGCUCUUAUCCGAGGAGAGUUGAAGAAACACAACUUCAAAUCGAAUAAGCCGGAACUAGUUGCAGCUAAUGACAGCAAGCGCAGUUGGGAUGUUAAUGUUGAUUACAGACUUCCACCCAACAGACAGCUGAUGCAUGACCUUCAUGCAUACCUGGCUCCAAAGGUUGUUGGGACUAGUGUUCGACAGGCCAAUAUUAGCGAUUGUAUAUACACAAACUUUUGUGGAACGAGACGCCGAAUCAAGGAAUCGUAUGAAUCGCGCAAAAAGACGAAUUCUCGGUCAAGAAAAGCAGGUCGAGAGACCGAUCAUUUUGACCGUCGCGAGCUGACCUACCAUACAUUCAAGGCUGAAAUUGAUGUGAAGGUGGGUAAGAGCUGUGACGGACUCUUACAAAAAGAAGCAAUGUCUGAGGGCGAAUCUGAAGACGAUAUGCCUGGAGUCUCGAGCAACCGUGCGAUUCGUACAGUGCGUCCAAGUUGGAGAAGCGAUGAGUACAAUCACUUUCUUGCGGUUGUUGAUGAUUUUAUGCACAAUUGCAUGGACUUCAAUUCGUGUCAGAUGUUGAAGAGGUCCUUCGGUAGAGAUGCUGUUUUAGCAGUCACGCCUAGAUUGACGUCCCUUCUCCCUCACUGGGCUUUUAGAGAUGAGUUUCAAUAA
This is a messenger RNA of Phycomyces blakesleeanus NRRL 1555(-), 1089 nucleotides long. RefSeq lists its product as hypothetical. NCBI's taxonomy places the organism in Eukaryota, Fungi, Mucoromycota, Mucoromycetes, Mucorales, Phycomycetaceae. The record is from RefSeq and is a predicted model, not a curated record. The transcript is spliced from 4 exons. Bases 1 to 1089 code for a protein of 362 amino acids.